UCAUCGUGUCACAAGGCAAACAACAUGGCUGCUUACUUGGGUGUACAUAUUUACCAAUAGCGUUCACUAGCCGUCAAACGCCAAACUUUAAUGUAUAAUAAUACUAAAAAUAGUUUGAAAUAGUUUCUUGAAAGCAUAUGUACAGUGGUAGCUUUUAUUUCACAGGAAACGCGCUUUAAAAAGGUUUAUCUGGGUGGCUGCGUCCCAUAAAGGCAAACCUCCCAGUCAGUCAGCUGGAGUGGCACCAUGGCUUCGGCGUUUGUCGUCGGGGAUACAUUCAGAAAUAAGGUGACUGAGUUAUUAGAAAAGACAGACUCAUCUCUCCCCCAGCGAUUGAGAGAAGAACUGGUGGAGGUUCUUGAGAAACCGGAACCAACAACCCUGUCCUUCAGUACAGCGAGAACACUCAAGAACCACCUCCAGGACAAAGGGCAUCCUUUCUACCUGCAUGAGUUGUUGGAGGAUAGCCCGCUGCACCUGCCUGAGGUUGUGAAGCCUCCCAGGAACCCUGAGCUAGUGGCACGUCUCGAGAAGAUCAAAGCCAAACUAGCCAACGAGGAAUACAACAGAAUCACACGUAAUGUCAACACUCAGGAACUCAACCGCAAUGGAACAUUAGCAGAUUUUGGACUGCAAGUGCGAUCAGUCAAAGCAGUGGCGGUGACCAUAUUCAACUUCCUGGUCACAGUGAUCGCUACUUUUGCCUGUUCGUAUAUGGGAAGUCAGUACCUGUUCACUGACACUGCAGCGCGGGUAAUAUCAGCUGUGAUCGCUGCGUCUGUAGUCGGGCUCGCUGAGCUGUAUGUGCUGGUCCGGACCAUGGAGGGAGAACUAGGGGAACCGUAGGAGCAAUAACAGCGAACUGUAGCAGCCCUACAAGCAGAACUGUCGACAUCUCACUUUGUCAUGACACCUGUUUUUAUUCAACAGGGAAAUUGGUAUCAUUGUUGAGUAAGUUACUGAGAAUUUACAAAUCAAUGACUCUAAUGGCACUAAAUGGAAAGUUGGAACCUUACAAGAAAAAAAAACUUGGUCCAAAAUGACUGAAUGUCUGUUCUUUGACUUUGUGAAAGAUUACUGUUUUAUCUGUUCUCUCUUUAUAUUUUAAAUCAAAGUAUGAGCGAUGUCUCUUAUUUAUUUGCAGCUGUUAUAUAUUUCAUGUUUUUUCCCAAAGUACAACGUCUUGUCUUUCUCCGUGGCACUGCCCUAUAAAAUAAAUGCUCAUUUAAUUCCUUCCA
Messenger RNA from Dicentrarchus labrax (European seabass), 1238 nucleotides. RefSeq names its product transmembrane protein 199 (gene vma12). The transcript is spliced from 6 exons. Lineage: Eukaryota; Metazoa; Chordata; Actinopteri; Moronidae. Gene Ontology annotation, cellular component: endomembrane system. The record is from RefSeq and is a predicted model, not a curated record. Gene Ontology annotation, biological process: vacuolar proton-transporting V-type ATPase complex assembly. The coding region runs from base 247 to 846 and encodes 199 amino acids.